AUGGAUAAAGAUGGCGAUACUCAGACACGGCCGUCGCCGGGAGGUUCUAGUUCCUCAGAUCCGCCUAUCGGACUUACAGCCACCGUGAAGUCACCCGCUUCACCUCCAUCUCCUCGGAACGGUUUAGAGUUAGUAGUUUAUCCUCCUACUCAGACUGCCACCGGCAGAGGUAGCCACGGAAGUAGAAGCGGCGGCGGAGGAGGAGGGAGAGACGACUGCUGGAGCGAAGAAGCGACGGAGAUUCUAAUCGAUGCGUGGGGAGAGAGAUUCAUGGAGCUGAAGAGAGGGAAUCUGAAACAGCAGCACUGGGAGGAAGUAGCGAAGAUCGUCAACAGAAGUAGUAGCAGCAAAUCUCCGAAGACUGAUUUACAGUGCAAGAACAGAAUCGACACGGCGAAGAAGAAAUUCAAGCAGGAAAAGGCUAAAGUCGCAGCAGGUACUGAUAAUAACAGCAGAUGGAUCUUCUUCAAAAAGCUCGAGCGUUUGAUCGGAGGAGCCACAGCCACAACGACGGCGAGUAAGGCUUCAAUGGUUACUCCUUCGAGCAGACGUUCGAGUCUUUACCAACGAAAAGCCAAGUCUUCUUCGGCUUUGCAUCAGCAGAAGCAACAAGGAAGUGUGAAAAGGAGCAAUGAUUCAACACGAUGGCAUUUCAGGAAACGAGUUGCUUCGGAGACGGAAUCAGAGUCUGAGCCUGAUCUUUCUGCAGAGUCAGGUGACGACAGUCUACCACCGUUGCUUCCACCGCCGGUGACAUUGGAUAAGAAGAUAGGAGGCGGAGAAGGAAGGGAGCUUGGAGAGGUGGCGAUGGCGAUACUGGGAUUUGCAGAAAGUUAUGAAAAGGCGGAGACUGUGAAGCUUAAGCAAACUGUGGAGCUGGAGAAGGAGAGGAUGAUGUUUGCCAAGGAGCUUGAGUUGCAGAGAAUGCAAUUCUUUAAAGAUCAAUUGGAGAUAUUACGGAACAUUGAAGAAGAAGACAGAGACGGUGAAAGAAGAAUCAGGAGUCGCCACCACAGUGUCAAGGAUAAUGGCAAAGUAAGUUAA
Thlaspi arvense is the source of this 1044-nucleotide messenger RNA. NCBI's taxonomy places the organism in Eukaryota, Viridiplantae, Streptophyta, Magnoliopsida, Brassicales, Brassicaceae. The record is from the annotation of a GenBank genome assembly.